AUGGAAUGAUUUUUACAAAAUACAAAGAGACGAUGGCAAAGGGUUGAGAAACAUUGUGAAUUCCAAGUGGCGGGUGCAAGCGGUUCGAGGAACCUAGCCAAAACGGAUGUCCGCGAGCAUGAGUCACGAGCGCACCCCACCGUGAGUGCUCUUUUACUUGGAUUCAGCAUCUCCGAAAGGGACGUCUAUAUAAGAUACGAGUGGUACCGGUGAACGCUCAGAGUAACCUGGUUCACGGAGAAAGCGUACGGUUCGAGAGUGAAACCUGACCUGGACCUAGCGAACCCACAGCUAAUUCAUCAAACAUCUUUAGUGUGUGAAAAAGGAUUUUUAACACCGGAGGAUUUCACCGGACGAAACAAUCAGUACUUGGAAGACACGAGCCGACGUCGUAGUGUAGGCGUGUUUUACGAGAGUAUCGCGAGAAGACCUGUUUAGCGACUUUCUCCCGACAUCCUCUCGCUUUCGUUGGUCGGUCUUCAUUGUUCGAACGAUUCACCGGUAGUCACUUUUCCCGCGUCAGUCCUACAGUUAACAGGCUUCUUUCUCCUCCGUCAAUUAGAAUGAAGCUGUGGUUCAUCGGGUUACUCGGCAUAGUGAUGCACAGUCGUGCGACUCAGGUACCAGUGAACAAUCCCGAGUGGUCAUGGCAGCCGAAUGACGGAUCCGAGAAAGUGGAAACGCAAGACAAGAGAGCUACCUUUGAUGUCAACACUAACGCGAACAUCGAAAUCGUCAAUGCACCCAACGUACAACGAUCGGUGGAAUCAGUAGUUGAUGAGAUUCUCGUCUCAAAUCGACAGGGUCGGAACCUGGAAGGCUUCGACCAAGUGUACGCGGACCCGGACGUGAAGAACGCGCUUCAAUUAGGAAACGACACGCUGGCUCGCAGCUACAUCAGAGACAAGCUGUGCGGGCUUGGACUCAUGAACUGCGAAGACGCGGAGGGCCGUCGACCGUACUACUCCCCGCAUCGCGGCAUUUAUCCUCAAGACAUAAUCUACGCUCAACCCGUAACGAUCAAGCCCGUGGGAAGACCUCUACCAGCUAUUCCAGUGAAACGGCCCUAUGGCUCGUCGAUCAGACCAGGCCCGCCUCAAUCACCUGGAUUCAUCUCAUCGGGACCACCGCCAGAAGUAAUUUACGGAGUGGGUGGCGGAGCUCAUCCACCUUCGUUCGCGUCCGCAGCCAGCUUCGCCGGCUCUUAUCCCGCGUUCAAGAAACCCGGCCCACCCGCCACUUUCUCAUCUAAGCCUGUCUACGAGUCUGGAUUGCUGAACGAAAAUAUCGAGUUCGGCGUCAACAGCCAAUUCAUCGACAAAAAGCAAAUCGCAUUGCGACCGUCCAUUGGCUCGGACGCGGUGCAGCAGCACGUGCAUCAUCAUUAUCAUCACGGUGAGGGAGGCGUCGCGACUCCGAUCAACGCGAAUCAAGGCUAUGGCACUGGAAAUUACGGGAACAUAGGGACCAGCUACGACGUCCCCAACUCUGGCGUCCUGGGAGCUGGUUUCCAAGAUUUCGACGACUAUAAAAAGGCGUUCAAAGUGAAAGGGAGCAACGACGCGAACGGGUUGAGCGGAUCUUCGAAUAAUAAUUACGCCGAGAGAUACCCGGUGUACGAAAAACCGACGCGAGAUACUUAUGGGAAAGCUGACGGUCUUAAAACCGGCAAGUACUUCGCUGGUGCGGGAAGCAACAAUUAUAUUUCUAACGGUGUCCAGUCUAACGAUUUCAUUGCUUCCGGAACGAACAACUAUUUUGGCAAUGUUAACGACAACGACGAGUUCGGAAGCGAUUUCUCCGCGGGAGAUUGCGUUUGCGUGCCGUACGACCAGUGUCCGAGCGAGCACGCUGGGCGCAAAGAUGAUCUUUUCCUCGCUAUCGAUCCCCGUAAUCUCAACAAGAACAUCGAAGCUGAGAACGCGGAUAUCGUGACGGUAGAACAGAACAACAACGGAACUCGAGUAGCAAAAUCCAGUGAAGUCGACGGGAACGAACAGUUGGAGGAAUCGCAGGAGAACGCUAGGAGCAAACGAGAGGCAACUAACGACGAAUCCAUCGAGGGUAGGAAGAAGAACGUAGAAGGGAGACUCGACGCUAGCGAUCUGGACUCCUCGAAAUUAAACCUGAAGCCGACGUGGGGGAUCAGUUUCGGACUACCGCAAACCGGUGGCCCGUACCCGAUCGGUCCUCACGGUGACAAUGUACUGGUGAACCCGUACAAUGGGUACGGCUCGGCCGGUCAGGGCAUUAAUUUAGGCCUGGUUUCGGUGAACCCUCUGCUAGCCGUGCAAUUCACCAAAGACGAGUACGGAGAUAAGGUGGUAAAGCCGUUCGUGAAUUUGCACGUGACGCCGAGUCAACAUAUCGUGCAUAAACUCGGCCAUCUGCUCUCUCACAAGAAGCAAGCGUUGUUCGAUAGUUACGGACCGAAUUACGCCUCUCAUUACUACCCUUCCAAGCCUGCCGUGAUCUACGAAAAACCGUACCACACGAAACCUAUUUAUCGUCCCCCUAAUCACUACCACGAGUACCCUGAUUCCUAUUAUCGAGACGGCGAUGACGAUUACGAUUACGAUUAUGAUUACGAUGACCGCUACUAUGCGCGUAGCAACGGUAAGGAAACGCCCGAUGCUAAAGAAAGAACUGGGAGAGUAUCGUUUCCGAACAGAAGAAAGCGUGACGCGCAACAAUUACAGUUACCGAAAGAUGCGAUGGAGAGACAGUACGGAGGCAUCGGCUCGCAACGAGUGUGCGGACCUGGCUACGUGUGCUGUCCACGAAGGCAACCGUCGCGGAAACCCCGACCUGGUCAGUGUGGAAUCAGAUACACUCAAGGAAUCAAUGGGAGAAUCAAGACCCCGUCGUACGUCGACGGUGACGCCGAAUUUGGUGAAUAUCCCUGGCAAGUAGCGAUAUUGAAGAAGGACCCUACAGAGAGUGUUUAUGUGUGCGGCGGUACCCUGAUCUCUCCACGACACAUUCUCACGGCGGCGCAUUGCGUGAAGACGUAUGCGGCUCGCGAUCUUCGCGUUCGACUUGGAGAAUGGGACGUGAACCAUGACGUUGAAUUCUAUCCCUACAUAGAACGCGACGUGUCGAGCGUCAACGUGCACCCAGAAUUCUACGCUGGCACGCUUUACAAUGAUAUCGCUAUAUUAAGGAUCGAUCACGAAGUCGAUUUCCAAAAGAACCCUCACAUCAGCCCGGCCUGUCUGCCGGACAAACGCGAUGACUUCACUAGAAACAGGUGCUGGACGACCGGAUGGGGCAAAGACGCUUUCGGAGACUUUGGAAAGUAUCAAAAUAUUCUAAAGGAAGUGGAUGUGCCGAUUGUGAACAACCAGAUCUGCGAGCAACAAAUGAGGCGAACCAGAUUGGGACCUGGUUUUAAUUUGCACCCUGGAUUUAUUUGCGCGGGUGGAGAAGAAGGGAAGGACGCUUGCAAGGGAGACGGAGGUGGACCGAUGGUCUGCGAACGCAACGGUCGCUGGCAGUUGGCCGGUGUCGUGUCUUGGGGAAUCGGUUGCGGACAACCAGGAGUUCCAGGCGUUUACGCUCGCGUUUCGCACUACCUCGACUGGAUUCAGCAAGUUGUCAAUCGUUAUUAACGCUUAAAUACCCGGCAUUGAAUUUGUAACUGUAACAUUGUUAUUAUUAUAAUAAGUUAAUGAAGCCGAGCGUUUAAGCGUUAAAAAUCGCGACAACUAUUGUUUGUAUUGUUAUGCUAUACGUUCGACCUCGAUCUCCAUUUUCUAUCAACGACGACACGAAGAGUCGAGAAACUAUGUAUAACCGAUAAUUUAUUAUUAUACACAGAUUUGUGUACACAGACGUAGGAUGUUAAGUAAAUUAAUUCUUUGAUACCGCUUGCAUGUGAUGAUUAGACGAUACCAACUCAAGCUGUAAAUAUUCUUAAACUGUUGAAGCAAUGUGUAUUGCAAAUUGUAUUUCUGCCAUUUGUUAAGAAAAGUUGUAUUUAAGAUUAAGAAAGUGAAUAAAUUCAUUCGCUCAACAUCCA
This is a messenger RNA of Ceratina calcarata, 4021 nucleotides long. RefSeq lists its product as uncharacterized. The record is from RefSeq and is a predicted model, not a curated record. Gene Ontology annotation, biological process: proteolysis. The transcript has 9 exons. NCBI's taxonomy places the organism in Eukaryota, Metazoa, Arthropoda, Insecta, Hymenoptera, Apidae. Bases 564 to 3611 code for a protein of 1015 amino acids. Gene Ontology annotation, molecular function: serine-type endopeptidase activity.